GCUGCCCGGCCCGGCCCGGCCCGGCCCGGCGCCCAGAAAUGGAGGCAAACAGCCAUUUUGACUAUCCCGGCCUCCCCCCGCAACCUGCCGUCUCAGGACUGAAAUCCUCUCCCCCCACAGGGGAGGGGCUCUACACUAAGGGGCCGCCUCCUCCUCCUCCCCCUCCAGCCUGCUUCCCCCAGCAAGGGAAAGGUUUGAACGGGGACAUGAAUGUCAACGGCUUAGCUACUGUAUCUCACACUACGACUUCAGGGAUCCUGACCUCUUCCCCGCACUCCUCCGGCCCCUCGCCCGUCCACGUCCCCGGUGCGCCCUUCGACUAUCUCUGGAACUACACACAGUACCCCGCCUCCGGGGCCGGUCCGGGGACCGCGGGCAGCAGCCUCAAGGAGCCGGCGGUCGGCUCUCCCGGCCCCGUCCAGUCCCCGCUCAACGGCCUGCUCGGGGGCAGCGGGGCGGCCCCGGGCCCCGGCAGCCCGCGGGCCGCGGCACCGGAGCUGUGGGCCAACGGGACUCCGGGUGCCAUGGGGCUCCCCUUCGACUCCCAGGAGCUGUACGACACCUUCCCCGACCAGAGCUUCGACGUCUUGGCCGCGGGCCCCGGGGGCUUCUUCGGUCCCACCCAGCCCUCCCCUUUGCUAGGCUCCGGCGGGCAGGGCUUUGGGCCCGCUGGGGCGCCGGGCGCCGGGGCCCCCGGAGAGGAGGAACCGGCGGGCAAGGAGCUGGGCCCUGCCAGCAUGGAUGAUGAGGCCGUGCUGGUGGACAGCCUGGAGCUGGAGCGGGAGCAGUCCGAAUUGAAGCUAUGCGGCUACAACGGCCCUUCCGCCCCCUCGGUCAGCUGCCUGGAGGACCCCGCGCCCCUGCCCGAGCCCUUGGUGGUGUCUCCGAUCCUCGGGGAAGAUGCCUUGGAGCCCUUCGCAGCUCUGGGCCCAGGCCCGGGCAGCGGAGGGAUCUUCGGCAUGGACGACUCGGAGCUGGUGGGCCCGGCGGACAAGCUGGCCCUGCCUCCGCCCCAUAUCACCGCCCUCGACUGCCCCUCCCUCGGCGCCCCCAGCUCCUUCGGCCUCCUGGCGGACGACAGCCAGGCCUCCUCCCCGUCCUCCGCCGCCUCCCCCGCGCUCUUCGCCGGCCCCGGCUCCCCACCCGUCCUCAGGGAGUCCGUGCUGCAAGACGGUGGCUUCGACCUAAACCCCGGGGGCCGCCCCGACUCGCAGGAGGCUGCGGCUUUGGACCUGCCCCCGCCGCUGCCCCUGCCGCUGCCCCCGCCCCCGCCCCUGCCCCCAGCCCAGCUGUCUCCGGAUGCCUCGGGGGAGGACGUAGCCAGCAGCCGCUGCCCCGAGCCCUCGUCAGACCCCGGAGACAAAGGCAAGAAAGAGACCGGCAAUCUUCCGGCCAGUGGAGAAGUUCUGCGCAGGCGGAUCGCCACCCCCGAGGAAGUGCGGUUCCCUCUGCAGCACGGGUGGCGGCGGGAGGUGCGAAUCAAGCGCGGCGGCUGCCGCUGGCAGGGCGAAACGUGGUACUACGGCCCCUGUGGGAAGCGGAUGAAGCAGUUCCCGGAAGUGAUCAAGUACCUAGCCCGGAACACAGUCCAGAGCGUCCGCCGUGAGCACUUCAGCUUCAGUCCGCGCAUGCCCGUUGGAGACUUCUACGAAGAGCGGGACACCCCUGAGGGGCCGCGGUGGGUGCAGCUGGCGGCAGAAGAGAUCCCCUCGCGCAUCCAGGCCAUCACCGGCAAGCGCGGCCGACCCCGUAACACCGACAGGGCCCGGGCCAAGGAGACCCCCAGCGUGAAGCGGGGACGCGGGCGGCCGCCCAAGGCCAGGGGGGCCGAGCUCGGCAAGACUGAUGGCCGGGCCUUGGAGAAGCUGGAGGCCCAGGAGACCCUAAGUGAUGAAGACAAGGGGAAGAUGACUAAAAUCAAGAAGAAGAUGAGGAGGAAGGUCAGAAACAAACAGAAGCAGGAGGCCCGGGGCCCCAGGCAGAAGGAAACCAAGAAAAGAUCCAAGGCUGAGAAGGAGAAAGCGAAAGCAAAGCAGGACAAACUGAAGGAGAAAGCCAGAAAAGAGAAGGGCAGGGGCCGGAGCCGGGGCCGAGGCCGAGGGAAGGAGGAGCAGGAGGAGGAGCCGCCGAGGGGGAAGGAGGGGAAGGAGGAGAAGGCGGCGCCCAGGGCGAAGGCCCGGCCGGCCCAGCCCUCCCCCGCACCGGGCAAGGUGGACCGGGCGCUGGCCACGCAGCGGCGGCUGGAGGAGCGGCGCCGGAGGCAGCUCAUCCUGGAGGAGAUGAAGAAGCCCACCGAGGACAUGUGUCUGGCUGACCACCAGCCCCUGCCGGAGUUUUCCCGUGUGCCCGGCCUGCUGCUGCCCAGCCCGGCGUUCUCAGACUGCCUGACCGUCGUGGGCUUCCUGCACAGCUACGGCCAGGUUCUGGGCCUGGACCCGACCAGGGACGUGCCCAGCCUGGGGCGGCUGCAGGACGGGCUGCUGGGCCAGGGCCAGGGACCCGCAGACGUCCAGGACCUGCUGGUGCGCCUGCUGCGGGCGGCCCUGCGCGACCCCGGCCUGCCGGCCUAUUGCCAGUCUCUGAAGAUCCUCGGGGAGAAGGUGUCGGAGAUCGCGCUGACGCGGGACAACGUGUCCGAGAUCCUUCGCUGCUUCCUCAUGGCGUACGGGGCAGAGCCGAGCGUGUGUGCCAGCCUGCGCUCCCAGCCCUUCCGGGCGCAGCCGCCACGCAGCCAGGCCGCCGUGCUGGCCUUCCUCGUGCACGAGCUCAAUGGCUCUGCCCUCAUCACCAGCGAGAUUGACCGCGGCCUGGAGAACAUGUCCCGCUAUCGCAGGAGCAAGUGGAUCGUGGAGGGGCGGCUGCGCAGGUUGAAACUGGCCCUGUCUAAGCGCACCGGGCGACCCGAGACCGGGCUGUCCGGGCUGGAGGAGGGCUUGGGGCGAAGACGCAGCGCCCGCAUCACUGAGGAGACCAGCGGCAUGGAGGAAGAGGAGGAGGAGGAGGAAGAGGAAGAAGAGGGGAUGGAGGAGGAGGAGGAGGAAGAGGAGGAGGAAGAGGAGGAGGAGGAGGAGCGAGAGUCCAAAGCAUCAGCUCGCAGCCGUCGGGGCCACAAGAACGAAGAGGGAGAUGUCCCUGCGUGCAGUGCCUCGGAGCUGGAGAGGCAGAUAGAAAAACUCGCCAAGCGCCAGCAAUUCUUCCGCCAGAAGCUGCUCCACUCGUCGCAGACUCUGCGGGCCAUCUCCCUGGGCCAGGACCGCUACCGGCGCCGCUAUUGGGUGCUGCCCUACCUGGCUGGAAUCUUCGUCGAGGGAACGGAGGGGGCCACAGCCCCGGAUGACGAGGUGAAACAGGAGACGGAGCCACCGCAGGGAUCCCAGGCCCCCCCGGCCCUCCCGGCUCCCCUCUCCGCGGUGAAGAAGGAGCCCACCGAGGGACCUACCGGGACCCUGCCCAGGUCCCGCGGCCGGCCCCGCAAGACCAAGCCAGCCCUGAGCCGGCCCGGGGCCCCCACCUCCCCUCGGGGCCUCGGGGAGCAGCCCCCGCCUCCCCCCAAUGGGCUCCUCCCUGCUGAGGCCGCCCCCACGCUGCCUCCCACGUUGCCUCCCCCGUUGCCUCCCACGCUGUCCCCCACGCUGCCCUCGACAUUGCCUCCUGCCCAAAGCCAGCAUGACCUCAGCCAGUCCGCCUUCCUCUCCUGGUUGAGCCGCAGCCGCAGCCGCAGCCGCAGCCCCACUCCGACCCCCAGCCCCAGCCCCAGCCCCAGCCCUAGCCCCAGCCCCCUGCUGAGCAGCUCCGUCCUGACGCCCGACAGCAGCCCCGGCCCCCCGCAGUCGUCGGAGGGGCCGGGCCAGCCUGAGCGCCGCGGGUCCUGGUUCAACCUCCUGCCCCGCACGCCCUGCGCCGCUGCCCCUGCGUUGCCACCCCCGCCCUCCCCGCCCUCGGCCACGGCGGGCCCCAGCCCGCCCCCGGGACCGGCCACCUCACCCGCCCGCCCCCACGAGGUGAACGGCCUCCCCGCUGCUGCCCCCAGCUCACCAGCCCCACGCUCCUCCACCCCCCCGGCCCAGCCUCUGCCCAGCGCAGCCCACCAGGGGUGGCCGGGCCUUCUGGCAGAGGAGGGAGGCCAGAGCCCCCCAGGGCCAGGGAUGCCCAAGCGGAGGGGCCGGCCCCCCAGCAAGUUCCUGAAGCAGAUGGAGCAGCGCUACUUGACGCAGCUGACUGCCCGGCCCGUGCCCCAGGACAUGCGCUGCGGCUGGUGGUGGAUCCGAGAUGCAGAGGAGCUGGAAGCCACCCGCCGGGCACUGCACCCCAGGGGUAUCCGGGAGAAAGCUCUGGCCAAGCACCUCGCCAAACACGGCGACUUUCUCCGCGAGGUCUGCCGGCGGCCGGCCACCGACCCCAUCUUGGAGCCCAGCUGCCAGCGCCCUCAGUCCCAGGAGGCUGUGCAGCGCUGGUCCCCGGCCGAGCGCACUUACGAGACCGACCUGGCCGUGCUGCAGCGCGUGGAGCAACUGGAGCAGCGGGUGCUGCUGGCUGACCUGCAGAUCCGGGGCUGGACGUGCCCACCCCCGGACUCGCAGCGCGGGGACCUGCGGUACCUGGAGCCGGCAGCCGAGGUGCUGGAGGACAUCACGGCACGGGCCCGGGGCCGCGAGGGGCCGGCCCUGCCGCGGGAGCCCCGCAACCCCCUGGACCUGGCAGUGCUGCGACUGGCUGCCCUGGAGACCAACCUGGAGAGGCGCUACCUCCGCCAACCGCUCUGGCCCGCUCAGGACGUCGUCCUGGAGCGGGCACUGCUGACCAGCCCCCAAGCCCCUGGCCUGGGCCCUGCACCCAUGGCCUACGAGAUCACCCCGCGUAUGCGCGCGUGGCGGCAGACCCUGGAGCGAUGCCGGAGCGCAGCUCAGCUGGGUCUCUGCCUGCACCAGCUCGAGGCCUCCAUCGCCUGGGAGAAAUCCGUCAACAGAGUGACCUGCCUGGUUUGCCGGAAGGGGGACAACGAUGAAUUCCUGCUGCUGUGUGACGGGUGUGACCGAGGGUGCCACAUCUACUGCCACCGGCCCAGGAUGGCUGCCGUUCCCGACGGAGACUGGUUCUGCACCCGCUGCACCACCCAGCAGGCAGACGGCGUGAGCCCCCAGAAGCCAGGUUCCCCCAAACGGGGGCGGAGAGCAGGAGCGCUGGGCCGAGUGCUUCCUUUUUCCGAAGGCGAGGGGCGGCGGCGGCGGGGGGCGGGGCCGCGGGGCCGGGAGGGGCCGGCCGAGGGGCUGACCCCCGCCAAGCAUCGACGAGUGUCCCUGCGGCACCACCACGGCGACCUGACCUCCUGCGAGAUCAUCUUGAUGGAGAUGGAGUCCCACGAGGCCGCGUGGCCCUUCCUGGAGCCUGUCAACCCGCGCCUGGUGAGCGGCUACCGACGCGUCAUCAAGAACCCCAUGGACUUCUCCACCAUGCGGGCACGGCUACUGCGUGGGGGGUACGCCAGCUCCGAGGAGUUCGCUGCCGAUGCCCUCCUGGUCUUCGACAACUGUCAGACUUUCAACGAGGACGACUCGGAAGUGGGCAAAGCCGGACACGUCAUGCGACGCUUCUUCCAGCGCCGCUGGGAGGAGUUUUAUCAGGGAAAACCGGCUAAUCCGUGAGGCCGGGGGAGGGACGGGCCCGCUCCCGCCCCCGCCCGCCGGGGCCCGCAUUGCCGCCUGCUGACGCCGUGGGGCCCCUGGCCCAAGUCGGGGACCCUCCACCCCCCACCCUCCCCCAGAUUGGGGUGCGGAGAGGCCCCUCCCGGACUGAAAGCCAAAAAGAGAGAGAAAAAGUUUGCGUUUUUUUCCUUUCUGUUUAAUUGUGUAAUUAACCCCCACCCCCACCCCCGGGGGCCAGCCCCCCUCCGCCCCCAGGGCCGUGUAACUUAGCAAUAGUUCCAGUGAAUGUGUGAAACACUUGGUCCGGCCGAGGCCCCCGAGGCGGCCAGUGAAGUGGUCUUAACUCCUUGGGGCCAGACACGCUGCUUCCAGACACCCCCGCCCCCCCCAGCCCCCCAGCCCCAGAUCGGGGUCUCGUUCCUGCCCCCGGGACCCCCGGCAUGCCCGGGCUCCAGCGCCGGCUAGGGGAGGGGUCGUGGGGGGUCUGGGCCCCGUCCCCUCCCCGCCUCCUUCUCUCGGGAACUCCUCAGGGACAGCUGCGCUGAGGUUGGGCUCAAACCCUGGCUUAUCCCCACGUAGCUUUGGGUUCCUGGCCAGAGAUGGACCGACCCCGCCCGGCCUGGGCCUGGCCGCCCCGAGGCCCGUGGGCCCUGCGCCCACCGGCCGGGGUGGGGGUGGGGGUUCCCUCGUGGGUCUGACGUCCACCCGGUCUCCCCGGGGCCGAGCUGCUGCUGGGUCACCUCUGCCGUGGCCGCGGUCCAGGGCCGCCCAGCAGCGACCCUCCGGCGGGGAGCCCAGCCCAGCCCAGCCGAGCGGGGCCUAAGGACCCGGGGCUUUUCGCUCUGGCCCGGAGGGAGGUCAGUUGGGAUUGGGACUGGUCCGGCGCAGCCCCUCCCUCCCAUCAGAGAUACGGGUACUUGCACUGGGGAGGUGGUGGCCGCCGGUGCCCCGCGACCCCACAAACUUGCCUCCUGGGGUGGGGGGGCGGUGGAGCGGGCAGAACCGAGCCACCCACCCCCUCCCCCAGCCGCACUGAAUAGCCACUGAGGGGCGGGGGUGGUCACACUGAGAGAGAAAGGAAUAUUUCUCGACCCCUCCCCUUCCUUCCUCGCCCCUCCCUUCCCCCCCCCUCAUUUCUCAAGUCGCCUUUUCUGUCAGAUAAACCUCAGAACUUUUUAUUUUAUUUGAAAAGAAAUUUGCUUUUAAAUAAGAGGUGGAUUGAAGACUAUUUGAAUUGACUUUAUAUUAUGCAUAAAUAUUUAUAUUUUAUCUAAAUACUGAGCUGUAACAAACUGUUACAAGUUCGAAACUUGUAGCAGUCUUCUCUCCCUCCCUCCUUCCCCCUCUCCCAACUCCGGGCGGUUCUUUUCUGGUAUACAAUGUUCUGGAUUUAUUUUCAAUCUCUAACUUUUCGAUUUUAGUUUUGAGUUUUUCCCCUGGUUUCUGCUGUGGGUCCGACCUCCCCUCCCCUGCCCCCACCCCACCCCCCAAACCAGGGACCACAAGGCUCGGAGGCAGGGUAGAGGGGUGGGGGGCUGCAGGAAAGCUGUGUCUCCAUAUUGGAGGCUUUGAAUGGGGUUGGGGGGUGUCAAGGACCCAUGCGUGCCCACCCCCACCUAGUCAGGAAGCAUAGAUUUACUCCUCUGAGAGAGCGAUUUAAGGGGUUUCUGGAGAAAGGGGGAGCAUUGAGGUAGGAAUCAGUUUGGACCCCCCCCCCCCAGCCCCAGCCUUGCCCUGCUGACCCUUCCCCUCUAACCGGAAGAAACCACGACGUGAAAGAAGUUCCCGCGUUCCUUGUUCCACAAAAGGGACUUUAACUUUUUAUAUAACCAAAUGUGGUGUUUUAGUGACUUUUUGAUAAUGUACAGUUUUUUGUGAAUUUAAAUUUAUUUCUUUCUAUAUUUUUAGGACCAAUCUCAUUUUUAAUAAGGUUGAAAAAGGAAAAAAAGUCUAGAGCAAACCUCCUGUUGUUCCAUGUGCUGUUCCACGCGUGCAGCUGUAGAAAAGUGCUUGUCCGUUGAAUAAAAACCACAUUUGAUAGAGA
Molecule: messenger RNA, 7686 nt
Organism: Ornithorhynchus anatinus (platypus)
Lineage: Eukaryota; Metazoa; Chordata; Mammalia; Monotremata; Ornithorhynchidae
Gene: BAZ2A
Product: bromodomain adjacent to zinc finger domain 2A
Exons: 29
Coding region: 39-5642 (1867 amino acids)
Cellular component (GO): rDNA heterochromatin
Molecular function (GO): DNA binding; protein binding
Source: RefSeq, a predicted model, not a curated record